ACUUGACACUAUAUAUGUAAAGUUUGUAAAGUAUGACAUCCUGGCAAGCGGCGUAUCUCCUAUCUCUUGAUCGUACGUUCCUUCGAAUGAAAUGCAGACGUUUCCGAGCCUUUCGCCUCCAACUUGAAGAUUGUAUCGAUAUUUUGCCCUUGCUACAGUAAACAUUUUUACCAUGUUCCGCGCUUAAAGACCUCAGCAGUAUCAAUAACUACUAGGCAUUAAGCGGCACCCAGAGAGACUAUCUUGCCGAGUGCCGCUUCAGUUAUCGUAGCUCGGCUAUAAUUAGUAUCUUGGACCCAUUGACAUAGCCGGUGGCGGGCAGGGACAAAGUUAGGCGAGGACGGCAUUGGCUUUCCUGUGCUGGGCGCGGGAAGCCUGCCGACUCGGUAGACCACUAAAACGCACGCGUUCAAGCUUUUCUCCGGCGUCCUUACCAAUAGCCAAUAGUAAGCUUUGUGGCAGCAAUGCCAUCCACGGACCCGCCACCAAGCCUCCUUCAGUCGGACCUCCUAUCUGUUAAGCACACGUCGGACCCAGCAACGCUAUUCCCCAGCCACGCCUUUGGCCGCGGAGGAGUCGGACACUUCAUAUGCACCGGCCACUCCCGAGUAGGCCUCCACCGGCUCCCCCAGGCCUCCUCCCGCGCCGCCUCCCUCAGCCUCACCGCGCGAGGGCGGCUGGGCUCCGGUCGCAGCGUGGGCAAUGAGUCCAUGGGUGGCAGCGUGGGCAACCUGUCGGGCUUCUCCCUCAUCUCCGCUGACCCCAUGUCGGUGGGGGCCACCCGGGCCUGGGAGGCGGGCACCGUGCAGCACUCCCACAACUUUGUGGCGGCGGCACGGACCGUGAAGCCCGCGGAUGUGCCGCCGGGCAGCAAGUGGGCGGCGCUCAGCUAUUUUGAGAACAACCCGCGUGAGGUGGCUCGUCACAUGGCCCUCAUGAACUAUGUGGAAGCCAAACACGAGGCGGACAAGGCAGCCGAGCGCCAAACCGAGCAGGCGCGACACGGGCUCUGGGCGGAGCAGCAGCGGGAAACCUUCCGGCGGCAGCGGUUGGAGCAAGCGGCGCGAUACGCACGCAGCGGCAUGCGACCCCGCAGCGCCUACGCUGACCUGGGUGCGUUGGUAGCGGCGGAGGCGGCGCAUGGCGCCUCCGUCGCCUCAGCUGCAGCCACCUCCUCAGACGAUGGCAACACCAGCGGUGGCGGCCAGGGGGACGCGUCGUCGCGGGACCCCACGCGGCGGUUUUACACGACGGCAGUGGCGGCGGCGCAGGCGCGAGGGGCGUUCAUGAGCGCCCCGGGGAGCUCCUCAGCCGCGGGGUCCUUCCGGUUACGGCCGUCGACGGCGCUUCCAGGCAGCGCCGGAGGGUCCAUGUACGAUCACGACCGGCGCAGCACCGCUAGCAGCAACUUGAACUUUGGCGGUGGCGGCGGGGCGGCCAUGCCUUCGCCGCCUCCGCCGCAGCGAACGGUUAUACCAUUGCCUAAGAAGACGUACGUUCAGGUGUACGACAGAAUGGUGGCGGAGGCGAAUGAGACGCCGGCGGCGCGCGUGGCGGUGAUGGCGGCGGCGAAGGCGCGAGCGGAGGAUGAGCGCACCCAGGCGGUGGUGGCUGGAGAGCUGAUGGAGCUGGACACCUUUGAAGCGCGCAUGCGCUCCCUGCAGCGUGCGAGGAGCCGGGCGGCUCGCGCGGAGCGGCGGCACCUGAUGGGAAUGGUACCGGAUGAAGACCCCGACUACCCGGAUGAUGAUUCGGACGGGUGAUGAGGACGGGUGAUGAUUAUGAUGGGGCGGGGAGCGUGUGCGCGAGUCAGAGCGGGGCGUAGGUAGGGGCUGGGGGGGGUUAAGAUGUGGGAAUGGAGGGGGGCUCGAGUGUGUGUAGCUGUGCGCGGAAGAGGGUGGUGGAAGGGUGGAGAUGUGACAGUUUGGGUUCGGGUUGGGAGGUGUGUUUCUUACGGUGUAGCUCGUAUGCAACAAGGAAAGAGAGCGGAAGAAGGGAUGAGCGUGUUUGUGAGAGGUUACUUGAGGUGCACGGUGAUUUAUUAGCUCGAGUGUUGUGCAGUGUGUUGUGUGGGGGGGGGCUUGUGUGGACGUGACAGUGACCCGUGGGUCGUGAUCACCUCCCGUGCAACAGAGGACAACUGCAAAAGAGUGUAUGUACAAACGAAUGGCUCCUUUGGGUAGAGAUUGUCAGGGGGCACGUGGAGGAUGGUGGUGCGGUAAACGUGCUAGCGCUCCUCUCCUGAUCUGAGCAAUCUGCUUCAGGCAGUGCAUGUGUUGGGUUGUGUUUUGCUAUGUCAGCGCAGGGACACGAACGGAAGGGACGCCAGUAUACACUAAACUCCGAACAGUGCAUGUGUUGUGUUGUGUUUGUGUUUUUGUUACAUGCGCGAUUACCGCGAAAGGCAGUUCAAGCGGUACGACAGGGUUGGAGGGAAGACUUAACAGGAGGAGGCUUGACAGUAUACAGAGGCGAGCUACCGUUUAGUACGACAAACGCACGUAAACAGUUAAUAAACGGCUGGCAGUUGGGAGCCGUUCUAUCAAAACGGGAUGCCAUGCUUUUAUUAUGUUCCCGGCCCUCUUUGCUGAGGAUCAAGCAGUUGUGGCAGGAGCGGGCAGCGCGUUUUCCAUGCUGACCCAUAGGUCCGUGUUGGCAUCGUUGGGUUGGCGGCGGCGGCCGGUUGACAAACUGCGUUGUGCUAGGACAGGCUUUGCGGUAGGAGACGCGUCGGGUGCUGCUUACAAUACGACGCAAUGGGAGCACAUCCGAUGCGGAAUGCUUGUGUGAAGGGUCGGAGGCUGCUGAAAGGUUUCCAUGCGACACACAGCCGAUUGGCGGGCGCCGUAACCACUGUUGACCCGUAUGUCGAAGUCCUCGACAGCUCUUGGCAACCGCUGUAAUGG
Messenger RNA from Astrephomene gubernaculifera, 2906 nucleotides. NCBI's taxonomy places the organism in Eukaryota, Viridiplantae, Chlorophyta, Chlorophyceae, Chlamydomonadales, Astrephomenaceae. The record is from the annotation of a GenBank genome assembly.